Molecule: messenger RNA, 555 nt
Organism: Rotaria sp. Silwood1
Lineage: Eukaryota; Metazoa; Rotifera; Eurotatoria; Philodinida; Philodinidae
Source: the annotation of a GenBank genome assembly
AUGUGUGCUGAAACUCUUGCAAUAACACCUUCACGUCAUUAUCCUGCCUUUCUUCUCGGUUUAACACCUGUAGUGGCUGACUGGGCACGAGGAACAAUAAUUAACGGUGUUGCAGUUGCCUACUUAAAUCUGACCUUACCGAACGUAGACUUUACUCAAAAUGUUACUUCUCGUAUAACUGAUUUCUCCUAUCAUGGACUUGCAAAUUUAGCUGGCGGCAGUCUUCUUCAAUGCAUUCUGAUUACAGCAAUCAUCAUGUAUAUGAUCGACCGAAAGUUCAUUCGCGGUGCCGUAUGGUCGUUUUUAGCGGGUCUACUCUCUUUCUUCGGUUUAAUUCAUUCAUCGAACUUGGGCAUCUUGUAUAGCAAAACAGAUGAUGGAUGGCAAUUCACUGUAGGCUAUGCUACAAUGAUACUACUCUUCAUUCUGUGCGAAAUAGCACAACGAUGGAAAUGGAUAGAAGGACCCGAACGUGAACCUGAUGAUUUGUCAUCUGAAGAAUGGCAUGAAUGGAAUCGAAUGCAACAAUUGAACAGAGAAAGCCAAAUAUCUUAG